AUGCGGGUAACACAUAUCCUUGGUUGGCUCGCGUGGUCGCUACAUGCCUCAGCGACUAUUCUGCAAAAUGGCCAGGAGAGGGAAGACCCGUGGCCGGGACAGGCGUCCGUGAUCACGCUGGACGACAGCUGGAAAACAUACGAGGCGGAUGCGCCGGAGAUCGCUUUUAAAGGCCGCUGGGAUAGCAAACAUGUUUCUUCGCCGGGGAUUAAAACAGAAUUCACUGGAAAUAAGCUUGCUGUGAGCUUCGGGUCCAGUACCAACGAUGGCGCCCUCGUCGCCUACCGUGUUGGAAACCUUGACUGGCAGUAUUCGAAUGUCACUGCCGACGCUACCUAUCAAUUUGUGGGGGACACCUCAGAACUUGGAGAGGUGCCUGCGGACACCGGCAAGGUGUUUGAGAUGCGAGUUCAGAUUGCAAGCGUCUCGUCGGCGGGUGACGCGCAUCUUAACGUCCCUCCACGGUUCGAGAAGAAGGUUGAGGUCAUCGGUGGAUCCGUCGCUGCAGGACAGUACGGAACUUACGAGACUCUCUCGUCGUGGUCGUGGUUGCUUGUCGCCGGCCUGGGAAAUGUCGAGCACACUAUAACGGCCUACCCCGGCGUAUGCCUUGUCGAUAAGCAAUGCUAUGGUGGUCAAUCCCACGGCAUAGGCUGGUACUGGCAUAGGGCAUCCGAUCCAGGAAGCCGAGCUCGUGCAGUUUAUGGGGAUGAGCCCGAAGAAUUCGACGUGAAGGGUGACCAGGCCACAGAUCUGUUCCUCAUUCAGAUGGGAGGAAACGACCACCGACACCCCAACGAAAUUCCUGGUCGCAAUUAUUACCAUGGCUACAUCGAUUUGAUUGAUGACCUUCACAAAACUCACCCACAUGCUACUGUUCUCCUCGUGUCACAAUGGGGCUCGUGGAAGCAAGAUGGCUUGUCUUUCGUCCCGAAUGAGGUCUAUGAGGAUGAACACCGCGCUAUUCACGAACAUUACAAAGACCAAGGGUUCGUCUACUAUUUUAGCACCAAGGGUCUCUUGCAACACAACGAUAUCAACCCUAAGAACCACCCGACCGAUGUCGGUCACAUCAAGCUCGCAAGCCAUCUGCUACAGUGGGUCAGAUUGGUUUUGAGAUGGGAGCUUGAACCUCUUGGAGAGGUUACCCACGGAACUCUCUACUGGAACAACCAGCAAGAGUAUUAG
Messenger RNA from Penicillium cosmopolitanum, 1188 nucleotides. RefSeq names its product SGNH/GDSL hydrolase family protein. Lineage: Eukaryota; Fungi; Ascomycota; Eurotiomycetes; Eurotiales; Aspergillaceae. The record is from RefSeq and is a predicted model, not a curated record. The coding region runs from base 1 to 1188 and encodes 395 amino acids. The transcript is spliced from 9 exons. Gene Ontology annotation, molecular function: carboxylic ester hydrolase activity.